AGUACUAGCUUCCUAUCAUCUGCUGAGUGAUAAAAAAUAUGAUGUUUUCAGCAUCUAAUAGAUACCGCUGUCCAAAAUUUUCAAAUCCUAUCACUAUAUAUAGCCAUGGAAGCAACUUAUAUUACUCACAACAGAUAUCACACCAAACUUACUACAAUAUAUAUAUAUAUAGCCUCCCAAAACAUCAACUGCUAGAAUUUCCAGAGAUGGCUAUGGUUAGAGCACUGGUGAAGGAAAGGCCUGUGGUUAUAUUCAGCAAAAGCUCUUGCUGCAUGUCCUACACCAUUAAGACACUGAUAAGCAGCUUUGGGGCAAAUCCUACAGUUUAUGAGAUGGAUGAGCAUCCACAAGGGAAGCAGAUAGAGAAGGAACUGAGAGGAUUAGGUUGCAAGCCAAGUGUGCCAGCUGUGUUCAUAGGAGAAGAGCUCAUUGGUGGUGCCAAUGAAAUAAUGAGCCUUCAUCUCAAGGGUCAACUGGUACCCUUGCUCCUCAAUGCUAAUGCCAUAUGGCUUUAGUCAACCAUAUUCAAGAAUAUUAUAGAAGUUGGACUUGUGUUAUAAGUACUACUAAGAACAACAGAUUGAUGCAUUCUAGUCAUUAGAGCCGAAACAGCAAGAAACGUUUUCAGCCUUCAUUGCUGUUCCAAGUCCAAGGAUAACUUAUGUG
Messenger RNA from Lactuca sativa (garden lettuce), 666 nucleotides. Its product is annotated as monothiol glutaredoxin-S2. The record is from RefSeq and is a predicted model, not a curated record. Lineage: Eukaryota; Viridiplantae; Streptophyta; Magnoliopsida; Asterales; Asteraceae.